Penicillium nucicola is the source of this 630-nucleotide messenger RNA. RefSeq lists its product as uncharacterized. NCBI's taxonomy places the organism in Eukaryota, Fungi, Ascomycota, Eurotiomycetes, Eurotiales, Aspergillaceae. Bases 1 to 630 code for a protein of 209 amino acids. The record is from RefSeq and is a predicted model, not a curated record. The transcript is spliced from 3 exons.
AUGGCUCGUGCAUGCGUUGACUGUAGAGCAAAGAAGCGCCGCUGCACUCACCGCACGGUUGAUGCUUCAACCAGCCCCCAGACAACCACCAUUGACGCUGCCCAGCCCACUGAGGCCGCCGUUAUCCCCACCUCUCUCGCUGCCACCCGGGGCCGUCGCCAGACCAAGGCCAAAGCCGAGGAUAAAAAAACCGCCGACACCGACAGCGAGGGCAUUGCUUCCAUGGCCGCCAAGACCAAGGCCAAAGCCGAGGCUAAAAAAGCUGCCGUCACCGACAGCGAAGGCAUUGCUUCAAUUCCCGCCAAGGCCGAGCCUCAUGCCUCUCCUCUUCGCGAGACACCCCAACCUGCCCUAGACAACCUAAAUGCUGCUUGCUAUCUUUCAAUGCACUUCACGUUUUCUGAGGAGCUCCAGAAAGCACUUGCGGUGUUCAAGACCGCCUUCCAAAAGAGCACCGAGGCCCAGCUGGCAAGCAUGGCCGAGAUCCAAAACAGCUUGCAGAAUAGCCCUGAUUCCGAGUCAGCCACCUUGCAAGAGUGCCUUGAGGCUCAUCAGUCUACUAUGGCUGCUGCUGCGGUUGUUCAAAGCAAGGUAGACAUGUGGCGUGAAAGCUGGGCCAAUGGCAAAUGA